Liolophura sinensis is the source of this 795-nucleotide messenger RNA. RefSeq lists its product as uncharacterized. NCBI's taxonomy places the organism in Eukaryota, Metazoa, Mollusca, Polyplacophora, Chitonida, Chitonidae. The transcript has a single exon. Bases 1 to 795 code for a protein of 264 amino acids. The record is from RefSeq and is a predicted model, not a curated record.
AUGGUGGGUGGUAAAGUCGUGGCUGGCACAGUGAACCUGGUGAUAGUGGGUGGUAAAGCUGUGCAUGGUACAGUGAACCUGAUGAUGGUGGUUGGUAAAUGUGUGGCUGGUACAGUGAACCUGGUGAUAGUGGGUGGUAAAGGUGUGGCUGGUACAGUGAACCUGGUGAUAGCGGGUGGUAAAGGUGUGGCUGGUACAGUUACCCUUGUGAAGGUGGGUGGUAAAGGUGUGGCUGGUACAGUUAAACUGGUGAUGGUGGCUGGUAAAGUUGUGGCUGACACAGUGAACCUGGUGAUGAUGGGUGAUAAAGGUGUGGCUGACACGGUGAACCUGGUGAUGAUGGGUGGUAAAGGCUUGGCUGGUACAGUUAGCCUGGUGAUAGUGGGUGGUAAAGCUGUGCAUGGUACAGUGAACCUGAUGAUGGUGGUUGGUAAAUGUGUGGCUGGUACAGUGAACCUGGUGAUAGUGGGUGGUAAAGGUGUGGCUGGUACAGUUAUCCUUGUGAAGGUGGGUGGUAAAGGUGUGGCUGGUACAGUGAACCUGGUGAUGGUGGAUGGUAAAGUUGUGGGUGGUACAGUUAACCUGGUUAUGGUGGGUGGUAAAGGUGUGGGUGGUACAGUUAACUUGGUGAUGGUGGAUGGUAAAGUUGUGGCUGGUACAGUUAACCUGGUGAUGGUGGGUAGUGGUGGUAAAGGCGUGGCUGGUACAGUUAACCUGGUGAUGGUGGGUGGUAAAAGUGUGGCUGGUACAGUUAACCUGGUGAUGGUGGUGGUAAAGGUGUGGCUGGCACAGUGA